Molecule: messenger RNA, 1925 nt
Organism: Acanthopagrus latus (yellowfin seabream)
Lineage: Eukaryota; Metazoa; Chordata; Actinopteri; Spariformes; Sparidae
Gene: idh3a
Product: isocitrate dehydrogenase (NAD(+)) 3 catalytic subunit alpha
Exons: 12
Coding region: 239-1396 (385 amino acids)
Biological process (GO): tricarboxylic acid cycle; isocitrate metabolic process
Cellular component (GO): mitochondrion
Molecular function (GO): NAD binding; magnesium ion binding; isocitrate dehydrogenase (NAD+) activity
Source: RefSeq, a predicted model, not a curated record
GAGAAGAUUAUCGUGACUGUAACGUUGUUUGCAAAGUGGUCAGGAAUCAAGCACUUUCACUCCUACAAAAUAAGUGAAAUUCUCUCACAUUCUGACGUUAUGUAACGCGUGAAUGUAGUUAAUAUGGGUUUACUUCGAAAGAGGAGGCUUCUCAGAACGGAAAUCCGCCCUGUGCUGUUGCUGUUGCUGCUAGCUUCAUAAGAGCUGCUACUGCGGCAUCGACCUUGGCUGGCUGAGGAUGGCAGGGAAAGCGUGGAGGUCAGCGAUUCUUAAUCUACUAAGAACAUGGCUCAGUGGCAAGGAUAAAAUCAAGGCACAGGAAGUGUCAUGGGCGGUCGGAGCUGUGAAGAGAGAGACUCCACAGGCCAGGACUUUCACCCGUGGGAUUCAAACUGUUACUCUAAUCCCCGGGGAUGGGAUUGGUCCGGAGAUCUCCACUGCUGUUAUGAAGAUAUUUGAGGCAGCUGAGGCUCCUAUCCAGUGGGAGGAGAGAAAUGUUACAGCCAUCCAAGGACCUGGUGGCAAGUGGAUGAUCCCUCCUGAUGCCAAAGAGUCGAUGGACAGGAACAAAAUUGGCCUAAAAGGUCCUUUGAAGACGCCAAUAGCUGCUGGCCACCCAUCUAUGAACCUGCUGCUGAGGAAAACCUUUGACCUCUAUGCCAAUGUGCGUCCGUGUGUGUCCAUCGAGGGCUAUAAGACCCCGUACACUGAUGUGAACCUGGUCACCAUCAGGGAGAACACUGAGGGAGAAUACAGUGGGAUUGAACAUGUGAUUGUUGAUGGAGUUGUACAGAGUAUUAAGCUCAUUACAGAGCAAGCCAGCCAACGCAUUGCAGAUUAUGCUUUCGAAUAUGCCAGAAAUAACCAGAGGGCCAGUGUUACUGCUGUUCAUAAGGCCAAUAUUAUGCGCAUGUCAGAUGGGCUCUUCCUCCGGAAAUGCAGAGAGGCUGCUGAAAAGCACAAAGAUGUGAAAUUCACUGAGAUGUACUUGGAUACUGUGUGCCUUAAUAUGGUACAAGAUCCCACACAGUUUGAUGUAUUAGUGAUGCCAAAUCUGUAUGGAGACAUUCUGAGUGAUCUCUGUGCUGGACUUAUUGGAGGCCUCGGAGUGACUCCGAGUGGAAACAUUGGUGCCAAUGGUGUUGCCAUAUUUGAGUCGGUUCAUGGGACUGCCCCAGAUAUAGCUGGAAAAGACAUGGCCAACCCGACCGCCUUGCUGCUCAGUGCGGUCAUGAUGUUGCGGCACAUGGGCCUGCAUGGCCACGCCAAGAAGAUUGAAGCUGCCUGCUUUGACACCAUUCGAGACGAAAAGGUACGCACAAAAGACCUGGGAGGAAACUCAAAGUGCUCGGAAUUCACUGAAGCAAUAUGUCAAAGAGUGCGAGAUAUGCAGUAAAAGGAUGCUGAUGGGGCUGUGAGUUAUUCGUUAGGGUCUUUUCAUCAUGUCAUGCUUUAUCUGCACAUUUUAAACCAAAAUACGUAUUUAAAAAAAAGACUCAGGAGUUUGGGAUCCUGAAUGUUUUAUUUUUCUCAGCACACUCAAAAGCACUGUCUUAAAACUCUUGAGCAGCAUUUAGUGUAUGUGAUACGCAUUUUAUGCCUGAACUGUUUAUGUGGUGGAUGUUGUCUAUUUAUUGGCUAUACUUGGCCCUUUGUCUAAUGUAUUUGACACUGUUAUUUCAAUAUUAAACACACAAUCUGUAACGCCCAUUAUAAAUCAAGAAACAUUCUAAAUUUGUGUCAAACCUGUCAGAAAAUAUUUCAAAUACAUGUGGUUAAAAAAUACAGAUUAGGGCUGUAACAACUUAAAUAUAAUCAAGCUUCCGUACGUGAUAUUUACCAAUGUUCUGCACUUUUUUCAUGUCAUUCUGUUUUCCUCGAAGCAAAUAACAUGAAUGUAUAAAGAAAAAUGAAUAUAACAAUGA